CGGAGUAAUAACUCCCGGGAACUAAUUCGGACAUAAGAGUGAUAGGACAGAAGACCUUUGCACCCCGUCCGUAUGAAUAUUCAAACAUAAUUUAGCAUCUAUUUUUCCAGAUCUUGAUCGGACUAGGCCUCUCUUACUCUUGCGCUUGAAGAUUCAAGCUCAAUCAAAGGCCGAGAACUUAUAAUCAUCUUAACGGCCAACUCGCGUUCGGACUACAGAUAGCUCGCAGGGAGAUGCGGUCGUGUAGUGCAGAUAUUUGAGGAGUUUUAUUGGAUUAAUAAGAUGCUGCACGUUCCGGCAACUAUAGAAGACCAGCUUAUACUAAAAGCGAUCAGGGAAGAAUGCCCCUGGGAAAGCCUGCCGAAGCGGCUCCAAGCUACUUUGAAUUCGGCGGAAGAAUGGCAUAAAAGGAUAAUCAACCACUGCAUAAGGAGAAGACUCCAGUGGAAUAGUUGUUUUGCUCGCAAAGUUUGCAAAGAAGGUGAAUUCUAUGAAGAGAUGAUGCGGUAUCUCCGAAGGAAUUUAGCGUUGUUUCCAUAUCAUCUUGCAGAGUACAUUUGCCGUGUGAUGCGAGUGUCUCCUUUCAGAUACUAUUGUGACAUGAUAUUUGAAGUCAUGAAAAAUGAGCAACCUUAUGACAGCAUCCCAAAUUUUAGUGCUGCAGAUGCACUGCGCCUCACAGGGAUCGGAAGAAAUGAAUUCAUUGACAUUAUGAACAAGUGCAGGUCUAAGCUUGUCAGAAAAUUAUGUGGAAGCUGAACAAAUCAAUUGCCAAGGAACUAUUGCCUACCCAACCAGUGGACUUUGUAAUUGAGCCGUGGUGGGGAGUUUGUCUUGUCAAUUUUACGUUGGAAGAAUUUAAGAAACUGACUGAAGAAGAAAUGGCCACAAUUGAUAAAAUAUGUAGGGAAGAAGUGAAUUCAUUUAUUCUUUUUGACCCUGAAGUGAUCAAAGGACUUUACCGACGAGGACUGGUCUAUUUUGACUGUCCUGUAUAUCCUGAUGAUCGUUUUAAAGUUUCCAGACUUGAAGGGUUUGUUUCAAACCGGGAGCAAUCCUAUGAAGAUCCAAUUGAGGAGCUGCUCUAUGCUGUUUUUGUGGUGUUGAGUGAGAAUUCUACUGUUUCUGAGCUCGCCACAACUUUACAGGCUGACCUUUCUCAGCUUCAAGCAGCUGCUUCUUUUGCUUGUCGACUGGGGUGGGCUAUAAAACUACUAGAUCCAGCAUCUAUCCUACAAGACUCGACUGCACCUGGCUCACCCAAAAGCAUCAUUACUGACGAGGAUGAUGGUUCCCGUGCGUCUCUCAGCUCUGGAAAUGUUACUGAUAGUAGUGGCUUCGUGCAAGGAGACAUUCCUUUUACAGAAAAUCAAUGUGUGGCAUCUGGUUAUACACGUGUUGCUUUUCUCGUGGAUGCUAAUAUCACCUCAUAUCUUAUGAUGGGAUCUGUUUCACCAGGUCUAAAAUCUCAUGCCGUGACACUAUAUGAAGCAGGAAAGCUUGGUCAUGCUAGCAUUGCAGAUCUUUGCAAGGAUUUGAGUACACUUGAGGGAACGAAAUUUGAAGGAGAGCUGCAGGAAUUUGCCAAUCAUGCUUUUAGUCUCCGGUGUGUCCUGGAGUGCUUAGCUUCAGGUGGGGUUAAAACAGAUGGAGUUAAGGAUGGUGUUCUGUCAUGUACCACCCAUGAGGCAACCACCUCAAUGGUGGGAACUACAUCAGCCGCUAGAUCUGGGGAUUCUACUUCAUGUGGAUCUGGGGUAACUGCUGAUGAUUGUGCUAAUAAUGAAUCUCCCAAAGGCAAUACCGAUGCUUAUGAACCCAGAGUUGGCACCUCUGACAAUGAUAAUUUAUUAGAGAUUACAUCUGGAGAUGGGGAUCCUCAAUCAGUUCUUAGUUCUCAACUUGAAGAAAAACUGGUAACUACUGAGAGUGUAGAUGUUGGGAAGGGAAGAGUGACACAGAGAAGCUACCGUGUUGACGUCCUCCGCUGUGAAAGCCUGGCUGCUCUCUCACCAGUAACUUUGGAUCGCCUGUUUCUGCGGGACUAUGACAUCAUUGUAUCCAUGGUUCCACUUCCUCCUUCCGCAGUUUUGCCUGGAGCAAAAGGUCCCCUUCAUUUUGGACCUCCCUCCUAUUCAUCUAUGACACCCUGGAUGAAAUUGAGCCUGUAUUCAGCUAUGGGGUGUGGACCUCUAUCAGUUGUUUUAAUGAAAGGGCAGUGCUUAAGGAUGCUUCCAGCACCAUUAGCAGGCUGUGAAAAAGCCCUUAUAUGGUCAUGGGAUGGAUCUUCUGUUGGUGGGUUAGGGGGGAAACCCGAAGGGAAUUUAGUAAAAGGGAGUAUACUUUUGCACUGUUUGAAUUCCCUUCUUAAAUAUGCUGCUGUGCUUGUCCAGCCUCUCAGCAAAUAUGAUCUUGACGAAGCUGGAAAAAUUGUUACCUUGGAGAUUCCAUUACCGUUGAUGAACUCUGAUGGCUCAACUGCUAACAUAGGGGAAGAAAUGGGGCUGCACUCUGAACAGUGUCUCAAUUUGAACACGCUUUUAACUGAUCUUGCAAAAAAAAUGAAUCUUUGGAGCAUUGGUUAUAUUCGUUUGAUAAGGCUUUUCAAAGAAAGAGUUGCAGAAAGUUUUACAGACGAUGCUAAGUAUGAAUGGGUUCCAAUGAGUGUGGAAUUUGGUAUUCCACUAUUUAGUCCAAGGUUAUGCAGUAACAUAUGUAAGAGGGUUGUUUCAUCACAAUUACUCCAAAUGGACCUAUUUACUGGGCAUCGUGAUGCCAUGCAGGAAUUGAGAAAGACGUUGCGGAGUGUGUGCGAUGAAUACCGAGCAACAGGUCCGGCAGCAAGGCUACUUUACCAAAAAGAGCAAUACAAGGAAUCACCUCGGCAGCUUAUGACCUAUGCAAGUGGAAGGUGGAACCCUCUUGUGGAUCCUUCAUCUCCCAUUUCUGGAACCAUGAGUGAACACCAUAGGUUAAAACUUGCUAAUAGACAACGAUGCCGGACAGAAGUUUUGAGCUUUGAUGGCAAUAUUUUGAGAUCUUAUGCUCUAACUCCAGUAUAUGAGGCUGCUACCAGAGUAGUUGAUGAAUCUACCUCAAUGAGUAAUGUAAAAGUUGACUCAGAUGAUACUGAGAGUAAAGAAGUGAUUCAUCCAGGUGUCAAUCUUCUAUUUGAUGGAUUUGAAUUGCGCCCUUUCGACAUAGGUGCUUGUUUGCAGGCUCGGCAACCUGUUCUUUUGAUUGCUGAAGCCACUGCAGCUUCAGAAAAUUCUGCAGUUAAAUAAAGCAGUCUAUGGAAUAUCUGUUGGUUAUCUUUCAUUUGCGGGGGUGUGUGGGUUGGGGGUUGAACUUUAUGUCAGAUAACAUUUACGUAUACCCGUCAAUUGCUUCCUUUUUGGAACAAUUUAACACAAAAGUUGUAAAAUUAGAACAAAUAUACCCUUGAACUAUCUAUAUUAGAUAACAUACAUACCCCCUCAAUUAUUUGGACACUAGGGUAUGUUUGUUCCGAUUUUACAGUUUUGUGUUUAAGCGUUCCAAGGAAGUUGAGGGGUAUAUUUGUAUUCUGAUUUAUAGUUUAGGGCGAAUCUGUUCUUUCUCCCCGCAAAUAUCCAGUGCUAUGUGGUGCUACAGUGCAGAGAAGACGCCCCAAGGAAAAAAAAUUCAAAUUCCAUCUUCUGAUAUUACUUUCCAUCUACCCAAGCACAAAAACAUGAAACACUUGAAGGGGAACACAAUUUGCAGGAAAGGUAAUUCUAAAGGUUUCCUAAAAGUUUUUGAAAUACAGAAACGUCACCCCUAACUCCCUAAGAAUUAAGUUUUUUACGUGAGAAGUUAUGUUGAGUCUUCUCUAUAGAGAUUUGUAAUUCUACAACCUCUCCAUCUCAUGUUUGCAUGGAAGCCCAUUUAUUUUGUUCUUAUUUUUCCACUUUCAUUUAGUCUUUGGAUUUGUAAAGUUGUGUACUUGUGUUUACUUGAAGAAAAACGGAAAAGGAUCCUUCUUUAUUGGGGCACACACUGGAGUUGUAUACGUGUUUUGUUCCCUCAUAAAAAGUGUGUUCUGAUAAAGCAUUGGCGGUGGAGAGAGUACAAAAAACCUGUGCAUGAUUC
Molecule: messenger RNA, 4110 nt
Organism: Cuscuta epithymum
Lineage: Eukaryota; Viridiplantae; Streptophyta; Magnoliopsida; Solanales; Convolvulaceae
Source: the annotation of a GenBank genome assembly